This is a messenger RNA of Thrips palmi, 2277 nucleotides long. RefSeq names its product growth/differentiation factor 8-like. Gene Ontology annotation, molecular function: growth factor activity; cytokine activity. The transcript has 5 exons. The record is from RefSeq and is a predicted model, not a curated record. Bases 172 to 1509 code for a protein of 445 amino acids. Gene Ontology annotation, cellular component: extracellular region. NCBI's taxonomy places the organism in Eukaryota, Metazoa, Arthropoda, Insecta, Thysanoptera, Thripidae. Gene Ontology annotation, biological process: SMAD protein signal transduction.
GGGGCCUUCUGGUGUGGGCCCGCUUGGCCCAUCAAUACGCUUUGCCGCACCGAGCAGGCCGUCGGUCCGUCGGUUCGUCGCGACGCGCGUGCCGCCACUGUGAACCGCCACUGCUUCACCCCGCCAAUGACCGGCUGCCUGUGACGCUACGCGCGCUAAAGGCCUGUCAGGAUGCAGCUCGCCCUGUGCACGUUGCUGGCCACCCUCGUGGUCGGCCUGGUCACCCCCACCGCGCCGCCCACGCUGCCCACGCCGCCGUCGCCGCCCUCGCCGCCGGACCCCGCGGCCGCGGACUUGGACGCCUCGCGGGACGCGAGAGACGCGAGGGUCGCCCCAGCGGAGCACCGCCACCUGUCGGCCGCCUGGAGCACGCUCUUCAGCGUGGAGGGGAGCCCCGCGCACCGCCGCCGGCACCACCGCGGCAACCACCAGCGGGACGCCGUCAGGGACGCCGCGUCGGCCAAGCCGUGCCCCAGCUGCGGACUCCGGCGCGAGAUGCUGGAGCAGGGCCUGGAGGACGAGCUGACCGCCCUGAGGAUCGAGUUCGUCAAGCAGCAGAUCCUGAAGAAGCUGGGCCUGAAGGAGCCGCCCGUGGUGGCGCGGCCCGCCUCCAACAUGCCCAAGCCGCUGGCCCUGGCCGGCCUCGCCUUGCCCACCCGGCACCGCGAGGAGACCACCGAGGACUUCUACGGCCGCACGGACCAGGUCAUCCUGUUCCCCACCGACCAAGGUGUCCCUCUAGGCCAGUGCCCCGGGUCGGCGGGGUCGGCGGCGACGGGGAGCUCCUGCUUCGUGUUCAAGCUCCCCGGCGACGUGCAGGCCGUGGAGGUGACGCGCGCCGAGCUGUGGCUGUACCGCCGGCCGCUGGACCAGGACCUGGACCUGGACGCCGGCGGCGCCGCCAACGCCUCCCUGAACGUGUCCGAGGUCGCCAACUGGGACAUGGACGAGUCCUUCCAGCGGCGCAACCACCUGGCCGCCGAGCCCGUCACGGACGGAGAGGGCUGGGUGAAGAUCGACCUGGCGCGCUCCGUCAGGGACUGGUUCGAGUUCAACGAGCUGGUCAAGAUGGUGGAGGCGACCGGGGUGCCCGUGGCCGCCGAGGAGCCGUACAAGCCGUUCCUCGUGAUCGCCACCGACCCCGUCAGCAAGGUCCGCAGGCCCAAGCGCAACGCGCGCUGCGUGCCCGGCCAGGCCGAGUGCUGCAGGGACAACCUGUACGUGUCCUUCAAGGACAUCGGCUGGGACGACUGGAUCCUGCAGCCCCUGGGCUACGAGGCGUACUUCUGCAGGGGCUCGUGCACCACCGCGGCGUCGCUCACCAUCUCGGGCUCGAGCCACAACGCCGUCAUCAGAAGGCUAAUGCAAACGGGCAAGAAGCUGGACUUAGUCCCGUGCUGCACGCCGACCAAAUACUCGGAGAUCUCUCUUCUGUACAUCAACAACAACAACACCUUCAUCCAGAAGACGCUGCCCAACAUGGUGGUGGAGGCCUGCGGAUGCAACUGAGCGCUCCGACGAUGUAUUAUGGCGAACCUUGUGAUAUAUUUUAAUUUACUGUCGCCACUCAAGCAGCAAUAGACCAAUAUUAGAGGCCCUAGCGGCGCCUGCCCAGCAGUAUUGUUUUGUUCUUGGGUGGCUUCGCGUGAGGCGGCGAAGGUGACUGCGUAGGUUAAGUUCUGCACUGGAUCAGUGCGUCCAUGUGAUCAAAUGAACCCAAACAUGUUGCAUAGUGUAUUCGUGGUACAAACCGGCACAGCCCUCAAAGACAUUGCUGAGGAGGCAUCAUCACGGUCAGCGAGCGGUCUGACUAUAAGGACGAAUUGGCUCCGAUUUGAUGCCAGCGGACUCCGCUCUCACCCUCUUCUCUCUCCCUCACUCUAUUUCUCCCUCUCUCCCUCUCUCUAUUCCCCUCUCUCUAUCUCAGUAUCUUCGUCCGCACUGCACCGCACCUACUUGUAGCAGUAAGAACUUGAAAACUUGUGAUUCUAGUUGUAACGUGUAUUGUGAUUUUGGAGUGCUAUUUCUAGAACUAGCUGAGUGUGAUAUAAGUGUUCGGUGGUUAGGCUUAAAAGGGAAGUCCCGGUGAUAUUCAGCGGCAAAGCCGGCGAGUAAGUAAAAACCAUGAAACGGCAAAUUUUCCUUUUAUUUAAGUGUUUUUGUUGUUUUUUUGUAUUUUGUGUGUUCGUGUCUUGUGAACGUUUUAUUUAUUUAUUUUACUUUAAGACCUAUUUAUAAGUCAGAUACAUUUCUUAAUAAACACUUCGUAAAUCAUAA